AUGCGUAUUCUCGUUAUUGGCGGCAAUGGACAGACUGGUCGUCUCGUCAUCGAUGAAGCAUUGCAGCGCGGCCAUAAGGUUACUGCCUUGAUUCGCAAUCCCUCUGCCCUUCCAGCCAUGGAAGGCCUGAAUAUCGUGAAGGGCACACCCGUGGAACCUUCGAACGUUGAAAGCGCUUUCAACGCAGUCCAGGGCGACCUCCCAACUGCCGUGAUCGUCACACUUUCGUCCCCAAGAGAAAAGGGGACUCGAGUCAUGUCUCACGCGCACGAAAACCUCGUCGCUAUUAUGAAAAGGCAUGGUGUUUCCAAAAUUGCGACACUGUCUUCAUUUGGAGUUGGCUCUUCUCUCGCGAAUAUCAAUGUGCUUAUGAAAUGGGCAAUUGCCCAUACCAGCCUUGGGCAUGCAUUCGCGGACCAUAAUCAUGUCGAUGAGAUACUCAAGAAGAGCGGAUUGGAAUUCGUGGAGUUGAGGCCAGCGAGAUUGACUAUGGGCAAAAAAGCGCCCGUCCAGUUCCUUGGCGACGAGGGGAAAGGACUCGGUAUUUUCGCAGGCCUGGGGGGGGAUCUCGAGGGCUAG
Molecule: messenger RNA, 579 nt
Organism: Penicillium lagena
Lineage: Eukaryota; Fungi; Ascomycota; Eurotiomycetes; Eurotiales; Aspergillaceae
Product: NAD(P)-dependent oxidoreductase
Exons: 1
Coding region: 1-579 (192 amino acids)
Source: RefSeq, a predicted model, not a curated record